UCGCGCAUAUGGCAGUCGAAGUUACUUCGCUGUUAUACAAAAUUAAUGAUCGCACAAAAGUAUUGAACGAAAAGCCAGCUAAAUUAAAAUAGCUGGUCAAAAAAAUUAAUAUUAUGCGCAUAAUCUAUAAAUCAAUCGCAAGUUACGAAAGCAGUUAAAAAUUGGAUUCGUUAAUUAAUUACAAAUACUUUUCCCAAAAGCAACAAAAGUCAACUAUACAGCUACAGGAACCUUACAAACUAAACUAAACGAAAAGCCGUGAAAUUUUAUAACGCAAAGUAUAAAGUAGUCAAAUAAUAAAGCACAAACAUGAAUCCAGAAUUAUCGAAGAUACAAAGCAGCAAUCUUGCGCUCUCACCACUCAUCGCCAAAGCACUCAAAAAAAAGCCAGCAAAACCGUUGGGAGAACGCACAAAGGCGGUGCGACGACAGGAAUUAAUGGUGUUGCUGGGAAAUGCCUGUGUGGUGUCAUCAGGCAUGUCGGUGGCGCUGCCUUCGGUUUCAUGGCCACAACUAACAAGUAAAGAUGAUAUUUAUCAGCUCGGUACGGAGGAAAUCAGUUGGUUUGCAUCCAUCAACAAUAUGUCCUGUCCCAUUGGUGGUUUGAUAGUCGGUUAUCUCAUGGAUCGCUUUGGACGCAAAAACACAAUGCUUUUAACCAAUCUUGUUGGUUUAUUAGGUUGGACAUUGCUGGUCACGGCACCCUUUCAAAGCUCCAGGGAUUUAAUUUUCAUACAACUGUUGCUUGGUCGUUUCAUGACAGGACUUAUGAUGGGCGCAGCUCUGUCGCCCGUGGGCUCAUACUCGGCAGAAAUCAGUUUACCACGUAUACGUGGACGACUGAUUUUGGGUUCAUCAAUUGCCAUAGCUACCGGCAUAUUGCUGAUGUAUGUAUUGGGAUACUUCAUACAGAACCAUUUUCAAUUAAUCUGCCUCAUCUCAGCUAUUUAUCAAUUUAUUGCAUUCUGCUGUGUUUUACCAAUACCAGAGUCUCCCAGCUGGUUGCUACAACAGGGCUACUCGGAAAAGGCACGGAAAUCACUCAAAUAUUUUCGUGGCCUUUCUUCCGCAGACAACACCACUUAUGACGAGUUUGAAAAGGAGCUGGCGCUCAUCAAAAAAACAUCUGACCAAAGCCGCACUGACGCUGAAAAUGAAUCACUCUUGCAAGCCAUACGCGCCCGUGAAGUAUACAAGCCGCUCAUUAUUAUGAUUUGCUUCUUCUUCUUUCAGCAAUUCUCUGGCAUUGUUAUUGUGAUAGUAUUUGCUUCACAAAUCGCCGCAAGCGCAGGCGUAUCUGCCGAUCCUAUGCUCGUAGCUAUAUUUGUCGGCAUUGCACGCAUCAUCACCACAUUCUUCAUGAGCACCAUUUUCGAGCGAUGGGGUCGACGACCAGCGGGUGUGCUCUCGGCAGCUGGUAUGACUAUCGCCAUGUUCUUAUUAGCGGCCAACGGUUGGUGGCCUAUACUCGGCGAGACCUUUGCACUACUGCCAGUGAUUUGCAUUGUUCUACAUAUCAUCUUCUCAACACUGGGUCUACUGACACUGCCUUUCCUGAUGAUCUCCGAGGUAUUUCCGCAACGUAUACGAGGCAGUGCUAAUGGCUUUACGCUGUUCAUUGGACUUACCUUCUCAUUCGGCGUGGUGAAAUUGUACCCCACCGUAGAGUCGCUGAUCGGUACACCCAAUAGCUUCUUCGGAUUCGGGCUUAUUUCACUAUUGGCUUUGGUGUUCAUUGUUUUCGCUGUGCCCGAGACGAAAGGUCGCACAUUGCUGGAGAUUGAGAACUACUUCCGUACAGGACGUCGCGUAACAAAUGCACAAGUGGCGCGUCGUGAGUCGCAGAUUGCGAUGGAAGUAGCAGCGGGUGUUUAUAGUUCACAGUAUGAACUGGAUGAAGUAAUCAUGCGUUUAAGUAAAGUGCAUGAAGAUUGUGAAACAGAGAUUGAGUGAUACAAAUAAAGUAGGAUAUUAGUAGAAUUAAAAUAAGAAAAUUGACACAAGAGAAUUUUUUCAUAUUAACUUAUCGUAAUGUAGGUAUGCGUUUGUUUAGAAAUAGGAGUACUUAAAUUAAAAACAAAUACAGUAAUUAAGCUGUGAUGCAAGCACUUUGUUAAAAGUUCAAUACAGGUACUAUCAUCUAAGUUAUCAACAAAUUAAUAAAGCAAUAAUUUUUAUUUGAAGAUGAUAAA
Messenger RNA from Anastrepha obliqua, 2192 nucleotides. Its product is annotated as facilitated trehalose transporter Tret1-like. The transcript is spliced from 6 exons. The coding region runs from base 310 to 1953 and encodes 547 amino acids. Gene Ontology annotation, biological process: transmembrane transport. NCBI's taxonomy places the organism in Eukaryota, Metazoa, Arthropoda, Insecta, Diptera, Tephritidae. Gene Ontology annotation, cellular component: membrane. The record is from RefSeq and is a predicted model, not a curated record. Gene Ontology annotation, molecular function: transmembrane transporter activity.